This is a messenger RNA of Uranotaenia lowii, 893 nucleotides long. Its product is annotated as alpha-tubulin N-acetyltransferase. NCBI's taxonomy places the organism in Eukaryota, Metazoa, Arthropoda, Insecta, Diptera, Culicidae. Gene Ontology annotation, cellular component: microtubule. The transcript has 3 exons. The record is from RefSeq and is a predicted model, not a curated record. The coding region runs from base 378 to 893 and encodes 171 amino acids. Gene Ontology annotation, biological process: alpha-tubulin acetylation. Gene Ontology annotation, molecular function: tubulin N-acetyltransferase activity.
UUCCAUUUUAAUCCUUACAGAAAAUUCGUCCCGUUCCGGCAUUUGUGAUAUUAAUAAUUAGGUCAAUCAACCCCUUGGAACACAUCUGGUAUUGUUACCAUCAUAUCGUAACGGGUCCUCAUAGUAGGCCAAUCAACUUGGUGGAGUCCGCCGAAGAAAAAAGUGAAAUGUCAAAAUAAGUUACCAGAACUCAAGUGUUAGGGGAAAUUUAAAAUUAUCCGUGCAAUAUUUAUUGUGUAAGUGAUAAACCAUAAGAAAAAACCAUAAUCGGGAUUUUUCCCUGAAGUGUGAGUGUGUGAUUCUAACAAAAUAGAACAACAGGGAUAAGCUCCCCCUCUGAAAAAAAAAACCAACCAGGCAAUAAACCCAACUGGAAAAUGGAGUUCCGAUUCAACUGUCAUCCCCUGUUCCGGCAGCGGAUUGUGCGGAUCAAUAAUUCGCUGCUGCCGACCGGAUUCGUUGCCCCCAAUCGACGCGUAGCGCUCGAUGCCACCGCACAAAUCGCCGAAAUCAUUAACUUUGUCGGUCAACUGUCGGCCCAUGCCCAAGGACUGUCGAAUCCGGUCACUACCUCGCAAAAACUGCGGAGCUCCGAUCAUCACAUCUACCUUAUGUUCGAAUCGAACGAUAGAAACGGCCUGGUGGUGGGAAUCCUGAAGGUGGGUCGCAAAUCGCUGUACGUGUUCGACCAGACUGGAGAAACCGUCAAUGUGACGGCACCGUGCGUGCUAGAUUUUUACGUUCACGAGUCGCGACAGCGUGGUGGUCUCGGCAAGGAGCUCUUCGAAUACAUGCUGAACGAGGAAAAGAUUCAACCCUCGGAGAUGGCCAUCGAUCGACCGUCGGAAAAACUGCUCGGAUUCCUCGCAAAGCACUACGGUGAGUUCAGCUAA